AUGUUCGACGAAUCCAGCCAACCGCCGUCUCCCCAACACGCCCUCGUCACACUCGCCCCUCUCGACCCCGAAUGGCGGCCCAUCUUCCAAGCCUCGAACCAAGUCGUCUUGUACAACCCCACCUCGCACGCCCUCUCCAUCGCAAAACAGCCCUCCAAGAGCGACCUCCGCCACCACCAUCACCACCACCACCGGCACCCGAUCGACGCUCCUGUAGCUACAACAUCCGCGUCGCCGUGCCCGUACUGCCACCGGCCCCUGCCGCCGGGCUUCGAGCGCGGCGACGAGGACAGCGAGGACGACGAGGGCCUGCUGCAGCGCGAGGCGCACAGGCAUCUCACGCCGCAGGCGGGGCAUUCGCGCACGCAGAACUAUUUCCAGCUGCUCGCGAUCGCGAACCAGGCUGGGAGGAGUGACAGCGGCGGCGCGGGUGGAGGUGCUGGAGGGGACGGCGGCGAGCGUGGGUUCUCGAGGGAGGCGAUGGCGGAUGGGUAUUUCAAGGCGUUUUUCAAGGAGGAGUAUAGGCUUGGGAUGGGUGCGAAUGGGAGUGUGUACUUGUGUCAGCACGUCCUCGACGGUAACCUUCUCGGCCAGUUCGCCGUGAAGAAAAUCGCCGUCGGACAAUCGCACUCCUACCUCAUAGGCAUCCUUCGCGAGAUCCGCCUCCUCGAAACCCUCCGUCACCGCAACAUCAUCACAUACCACCACGCCUGGCUCGAAACCGCCCAAUUCUCCGCAUUCGGACCCCGCGUCCCGACUCUACACGUCCUCAUGCAAUGGGCCGAAGGCGGCUCGCUCGACGACUUCAUCGACAUCCGCCUCGGGCGGUCCACACGGCUCCCGCAUCUCCGGCACGGGCACGGCGGCACCGACGCGGACGCGGACCCCGCGGACCCCGCGUCCGCACCCGCAGCCCCGGAUCCGCAGACGCCCUCGGCGCGCAUACGCGCGUUCAGGGCGAUGAAGCGCGCGCCGCCGGAGGAGCGCGAGCGGCUGCGGAGGGCGAUGGGUGGGGAUGGGUGGGGAGGGGGAGGGGGAGGGUGGAAGGCGGUGCAUCUGUUUAGUGCGGAGGAGGUGUUGAGUCUGUUUAGGGAUGUUGCGGAGGGGUUGGCGUUUUUGCACGACCGCUCGAUAUUGCAUCUGGAUCUCAAGCCCGGGAAUGUGUUGUUGACCUGGGACGAGGGCCAGCUCAUCCCACGAGCGAUGCUCUCCGACUUCGGCACCUCGCGCGACAUGCUCGCUUCUAAGCCCGCCCGCUCAGGCAACACCGGCACGCUGGAAUACGCGUCCCCCGAGUCCCUCCCGGACCUGGCUACAGGCCUGCUGCGCGAGAUUGACUCCAAGGCGGACAUGUGGUCGCUUGGCAUGAUCCUGCACAAGAUCCUGUUCUUCCGCCUGCCGUACCGCUACGCGACCGACGGCGAGGCGAGCGCGGCGGAUGAUGCGGAUAAGAUGGAUAGGCUGGAGAGGGAGGUGCAGGCGUAUCCUGGGUUCCGCUCGUCGGCGUCGAUGGGCGCGGCGUUCGAGGCACGGCACCUCCCCCGCGCGUUCUUGAUCCUCCUCGAGAGCCUGCUCAACGUGAACCCGUCCCUGCGGCCCUCGUGCGAGCGCGUGCUCAGCGCGAUUCGAGAAGGCAGAUUCAACCCAGUCGCACCAGACGCGACCGCCUCCUCCGCAGGCUACCUCGUCCCCGUCCCGCGGUCCUCCGUCUCCGCCACCACUUCUCCCUCGGCCAACAACCACAGCCCCACACACGCACACGCGCACAUACCACCGCGCCGGUCCCCGCCGCCCCUCGGCAUGCUCACGAUGGGCUCUGCCUCUGCCUCCUCCGGCGUCUCGCAGGACAGCAGCAUCCGAGACGACGACGAUCACGAGCGCUUCUACGACGGGAUUGAGGAGGAAGAAGAAGAAGAAGAAGAAACCCGGACGCCGACAGCUGAAACCGAGAAACACCCCGAAACCGCCGACAUGGACGCGGCGGCGUACAGGGACGACAUGGCGCGCGUCAUGCACAGCACGCGGACGCCGUACGAGGCGUCCCGUACGACGCUCGGCCGGGUGUGGCACAUGCUGCCUGGGCCCGCGUCCGCACGGCCGCGGGGGAGGGCGCCGUGCGUGCAGGCGGUGAAGAGUGUGGUUUUGGCUGCGAAGGCGGUAUCCCUCACUUCACUGCACUCUCAUCCGCUUGUCUUCGCCAUCAUGCUAUCAGUCGCAGUCGUCGAGACGCUCGUGGACUCGUUCGUUAUCUCGCUGUUGUUGGGUGCCGCGCAUAUAGCCGUCUUGUGGCUAUUUCAUUGAUUUAGGACUCGUUUGCGAACUGUAACCGCUCAUCUCAUCUUCGUUUUCCUCUUCAUGUGGCAUAUACUAUCACCUCUCACUCCACUACUUCUCGGAAUGUACGCAGUAGCCCUCUAGCAGUCUUCCUAGCAUCCACUCGAAAUAAAUAUUCAG
Coniophora puteana RWD-64-598 SS2 is the source of this 2454-nucleotide messenger RNA. RefSeq names its product kinase-like protein. Gene Ontology annotation, biological process: protein phosphorylation. Gene Ontology annotation, molecular function: protein kinase activity; ATP binding. NCBI's taxonomy places the organism in Eukaryota, Fungi, Basidiomycota, Agaricomycetes, Boletales, Coniophoraceae. The transcript is spliced from 13 exons. The coding region runs from base 1 to 2301 and encodes 766 amino acids. The record is from RefSeq and is a predicted model, not a curated record.